Molecule: messenger RNA, 4132 nt
Organism: Cavia porcellus (domestic guinea pig)
Lineage: Eukaryota; Metazoa; Chordata; Mammalia; Rodentia; Caviidae
Gene: Miga2
Product: mitoguardin 2
Exons: 16
Coding region: 1105-2964 (619 amino acids)
Biological process (GO): mitochondrial fusion
Source: RefSeq, a predicted model, not a curated record
CGGAGGAGGGGCUUGCAAGUACCCUGACACUGGAAAUCACAGGGUCACAGCUCAAUACUCACCGCUGCCUGGCAAGCUGAUGGUGUGGCAGGGUUUGCCUUAGCAUAUUUCCCUGCCUCACAUCCUAGCCCAGCUCUGGACUGACCUGUCCAGCUGCCCUUCUCACUCACUGGGAUAAGCUGUCUCUUAUACCUGCCAGUGACUUGGCUGCCUUCCUAGCAGACAGGGUCUCCCUGGCCUGUGUGUUCCUUCCGCUUGUGGUCCUGAAGACCUUAAAGGCAUCCUUCGGCUGGGUGUUGGCAUUGGGGAGCAACCUGCAGUAUCUUGAGGUUCAGGCUGUGUGAGCAAGCCCAGCCUUGGAAUGGGGCAGCUUGGUACCCUGGGGGCUUCUCAGAAGGUCCUGGAAUAGCUGUCCUUGUCCUCUGUGGUUCUGCCGGGUCUGCAUUUCUUGCUCCCUGUCAAAUUUAGCCACAGGGUGUGCAUUCGAGCAGAGUCUAGAGUCCAAGAGCCCUUGAUCCACCUGGACUGUGUCAUGUAUCAGCCGUGUGACAUUGGACUCCACCUGGCUGCCCUGAGACUCAGUUUCCUCAGUUGGAAGGUGGGGGGAGGUGGGACGGGACAGGAUAUGUGGCCCCUGCUUCACAGAAUUGUGGUGAGUUGGUGAAAGAACUCAGCACACACAUGCUGCCCAGGCUGUGGCCGCGCCGGGAGCUGGAGCCCGCUGUACUUUAUGGUGUGGUGCUUAGAAAGGAACUACACUCUGCCUCGUGGGAGGAGGAAAAGAUGUCACUAUUUCUAGGCGGAGGCUUGCAGAUUUUGUUCAGCACCUGGCCUGUGUGUUUAAAGAGGCUGAGAAAGAGGCAGAAUACCCGACACUGGAGGAUGACGCAUGCGUAACCUAGGCCCUAGGCCCCUCGGGUCAACAUGGCCAGGCUGCUGCCUUCCUCUCUCUCGGCUCAAGCCCUGUGGAGGGACCCUCUGGUAUGAGUGUCCCUGUCCUGCUGGGGUGUGGACGGUGCCCAGGACCCAGCCAACCACCAGCUGAAGACAUCCUGCGUGGAAGCCCCUGGCCCCGUGGGCUCCCACCCAGGCACCGACGCUGCAAUGGCGUUCCGGCGUGCCGAAGGUGUGUCCAUGAUCCAAGCGCUGGCCAUGACGGUGGCUGAGAUCCCCGUCUUCCUCUACACCACCUUUGGGCAGACUGCAUUCUCACAGCUACGACUGACGCCGGGCCUGCGGAAGGUCCUCUUUGCCACGGCCCUGGGCACAGUGGCCUUGGCCCUGGCUGCCCACCAGCUGAAGAGGCGUCGGCGGAAGAAGAAGCAGGCGGGGCCUGAGGUGGGAGGCCAGCAGCUGGGCGCGGUGCCCCUGCCCUUCGUUCUGGCCCGGAAGGCACCGUCGGUGAAGAAAGGCUACUCCAGCCGCAGAGUGCAGAGCCCCAGCAGCAAGAGCAAUGACACCCUCAGUGGCAUUUCCUCCAUCGAGCCCAGCAAGCGCUCAGGCUCCUCCCACAGCCUGGCCUCGAUGAUGGCAGUGAACUCGUCCAGCCCUACAGCUGCAUGCUCCGGACAGUGGGAGGCCCGCGGGCUGGAGGAGCCGAUGCCCGCCACCAACGGCAGCGCCGAGAGCCUCUACGUGCAAGGCAUGGAACUGUUCGAGGAGGCGCUGCAGAAGUGGGAGCAGGCGCUGAGCGUGGGCCAGUGUGGGGACAGCGGCGGCACCCCAACACACGGGGACAGCCUGCGGCACCCGGAGACAACUUCCGAGGCCCUGUCAGAGCCAGAGUCACAGCGGCGGGAGUUUGCGGAGAAGCUGGAGCUGCUGCUGCACCGCGCCUACCACCUGCAGGAGGAGUUCGGCUCCACCUUCCCCGCUGACAGCGUGCUGCUUGACCUGGAGCGGACUCUCAUGCUGCCCCUGACCGAGGGCUCGCUGCGAUUGCGGGCUGACGACGUGGACAGCCUGACCUCCGAGGACUCCUUCUUCUCAGCCACUGAGCUCUUCGAGUCCCUGCAGGCUGGAGAUUUCCCAGUGCCGCUCUCCAGACCCGCUGCUGCCUACGAGGAGGCCCUGCAGCUGGUGAAGGAGGGCAAGGUCCUCUGCCGGACCCUCCGGACCGAGCUGCUUGGCUGCUACAGUGACCAGGACUUCCUGGCCAAACUGCACUGUGUCCGGCAGGCCUUUGAGGGGCUUCUGGAGGACCCAGGGAAUCAGCUGUUCUUUGGGGAGGUCGGCCGGCAGAUGGUGACAGGGCUGAUGACCAAGGCCGAGAAGCCGCUGCCGGCCGGUCCCUGUGGACUGUGCAGCCGGGGCCUCUGGACUCUACCAGCCGGAACAGGCUGCUUCUCCCCACAGAGCCCCAAGGGCUUCCUGGAGAGUUAUGAGGAGAUGCUGAGCUACGCCCUGCGGCCCGAGACCUGGGCCAGCACACGGCUGGAGCUGGAGGGCCGCGGGGUGGUGUGCAUGGGCUUCUUCGACAUCGUGCUCGACUUCAUCCUCAUGGACGCCUUCGAGGACCUGGAGAACCCGCCAUCCUCUGUGCUCGCUGUGCUGCGGAACCGCUGGCUGUCUGACAGCUUUAAGGAGACGGCCCUGGCCACUGCAUGCUGGUCAGUCCUGAAAGCCAAAAGGCGGCUCCUAAUGGUGCCUGAUGGCUUCAUCUCCCACUUCUACUCCGUAUCGGAGCAUGUCAGCCCCGUGCUGGCCUUUGGCUUCCUCGGCCCCAAGCCGCAGCUCACAGAAGUCUGUGCUUUCUUCAAGCAUCAGAUCGUGCAGUACCUGCGGGACAUGUUCGACCUGGACAACGUGCGUUACACCUCGGUACCCGCGCUGGCUGAAGACAUCCUCCAGCUGUCCCGGCGCCGCAGCGAGAUCCUGCUGGGCUACUUGGGGGCACCGGCGGCCAGCAGUGUCAGCCUCAACGGGGCACUGCCCCGCGGGAACGGACCCCCAGUGGAGCUGUAGUAGCUGCAGGCACAGGCUGGAGGGGACCUGGCUGUCCAGGUCCCACUUGCACUGGUGACGGUGACAGCAGAGUCGCUGUGCCCCCUCUGGGUGGCAGCCAAGCACCAGGGCAGCCGAGGGCAGUGUUCACCAGUGAGGGUGGAGCCCCAAGGCUGGGGCCCUGGAGGACUCCAGGGACAGCAGGAGAGGAAGGUCCUGGGGAAGGGGGCAUUGAGGACAGUUGGAUCCAGAAGAGCCAGGGCCCCAGGAGGAUGGUGGUAAGGAGGAGGUGGCGGGACUCUUGAGUGCCUGGCAGCUGUGUGUCUCAGACCGGGUUGUCUGCAGGUCCCACCCUGGCUACCACCCCAGAGUCUGCAGCUACUGCAGGGUGGGGGGAUGAGCAGGUGGCCCAGGCCCUCCAGGGUGGGACUGAGGUGGCUCUGUGCCCCAGGCACCACCCAAGUACUCUGCCCUCCUCUCCCGCCCCUGCCAAAGAUGUCAUCCUACCACCUCUGCCACCAAAGGGGGUCCCCUCCCCUGCCACCUCUUCUGUGAACCUGAAAGUUCCUGGGUGGUGCUGAGCUCAGAGCUGGGGCUGGGACCAGGGCCCCCUUGGCCCCAUCACCUGUGUUGCCAUCGGCUGCCCCAGAGUGAGGGUCCCAGGGACCAUGGCGGGGAGGCCAGGGUGUUCACAGAUGGACCAGGUCCCUGUCACUGGGGCCAGAAACUGCCUGACGCUUCACCUUCUCGCAGUGGGGAAGGUGCCUGGUGUGGGGCUGGGCCACCUGGCAGCCUUGGUCAGUGUGGCUGCAGGGAUCCUGCCAGUGUUCUUGCCGGAGCCACAGUUUUAUUUAUUGCCUUAACACUUUUCUCGGAGGUUCUGCCCCUUCCGGGUUCCAGGACACGUGGGAGAAGCAGAGGCCUCUUCCAGCCUGGAGCGGGAAGGGCUGGCUGGGGGCUGCAGAAGGUCCCCGCCAUGAGGGCCCACAGGCGUGAGCGUGGCUCCUCCCCCGCGGCAUCCCACAUUCCGUUUCUUUGCACUUAGCACUCUGAGAGUGGCCCACUUGGUUUGCCCCUUACCAGAAGGCAUUUUCCCUGCCUUUGUUUACACCGCAGCUUGCACACGCAGUUUCCACCUGUAUUGGGCAGAGCGCCCCGUCUACCUAAGUCAAAUAAAAGAUUGGGCCCA